AUGGAAUUGCUCAUUAAACACGAACAAACAUUACCAACAGCACCAAGAGAAAUAUUCGAAGGUGAAAGUGCAAGUGAUUAUGAGCGGAAAUGGGCAUUAACGUUUGAUUUAUACACCUUGGUUAGUCUUGAAUUCAUGCCAGCAAUACGUUCUAAACGUCGCAAAUCAUGCGCGCAUCAUAACGAUUCAAAACGUCAACGAGCCGCCAGUCCAUCACAAGAAUCAGAUGAGGAACUUGAGAAACAGGUUUUACGCACGGCAUUAGAAAGAACUCUCAACAUUUCAACAGAUCCGGACUCCACCAAAAAACAACUAUUAAAUUUUUACAAGCGCAAUCUACACAAGCUAUCACCAGUACCGACAGCUAUGUGUACGUCACAACUAUCUCAAAUGACAGCGCCAGCAACAAUGUUACCAUCGUCGUCUGCACCUCU
This is a messenger RNA of Didymodactylos carnosus, 434 nucleotides long. NCBI's taxonomy places the organism in Eukaryota, Metazoa, Rotifera, Eurotatoria, Philodinida, Philodinidae. The record is from the annotation of a GenBank genome assembly.